GCGUUAUCCUCGAAGGUCGCGCUUCCACCAGUCUAAAUCGUCGAAACGGUCCUCUUUUCCACGCUACCGCUGUACCCGACAUAAACAUAAACACGGCGUGGUGGCACGGAGAUCCCAUGCAAAAUGCAGUCUCAGUAGUUUAGUUAAUAUGAGGUCGGUUGGUAGUGUUUUCCAGUGCUGUGCCUCCGGAACGUGCAAUUGUAAUAAAUAAAGCGAUCGGAUCAACCGCCUUCGACACGAUUUGUUCUGCUUAUUUAGCAGGAUUAAGUCAGUCGGACUCGGAGAUAUGGUGUCCCGGACCGCAACUUUCUUCGGCGCGAAAAAACUCGUAAUCCUUGUAGUCGGUGUUGACAAUUACGGCCGCUUACAUCAGAACACAAACAUUAAAUAUUAAACGAUCAAAUAGAUUCGUUGUUGCGGGAAAAUUUAUCUGCAUCUGUGAUAAAACCGAGGCAAAUAUUUGGAGAUGGCGGCCGAAUUCGUUGUGCGAAAUAGUGAACAGUGAAAAUGCCGGAACAAAUUGUCACCAAAGCGGAAAGGGAGAGAAUCAAAAAGGAAGCUGUUCAGAGGUACACGGAUACGAGUUGGCAGAUACAUCGGCAAAGCAAGAAAAAACCUCCCACUAUUACGAUUAAAACUCCCCCGAAAGACGAUGACGAAAGUAAAAUUGUUAAAGUUAACGGAGUCACACCGAAUGGCAACGUUAACGUUCCCGAAAGACCCGAAUCACGACAACUUGUACAAAUUGAAACGGUCCAAGUUACGUACGAACCGGUGCAAAGCCAAGUCGAAGUCGUUUUGCACACCCACGAUGAGCUGUCGAAAAACGGAACCGAGAUGAAUAAGAUGCUGGCUUCAACCUCUUACAAUGGUGAAGCUCUCACAAGCCAGCCGCGGUCAUCAAGAGGGACUUCCACGUCCAACGGCGGCAUGGAUUUAAGUUAUGUGACUGAAAGGAUUAUCUCUGUGUGGUUUCCAUCGUCGACGAAUUCGCAUUCGUACCGACAGGGACAAAGGCAAGCCGCUCAUAUGCUGAGGAACAAAUAUGGAGAUAAUUACAUGGUAUUUAAUCUCACCGAGCCUAAACGAGCGUUAAGGACCGAGCACAAGCACGUGAAGGAAGUAGGUUGGGCGCAGAACUUUGCGCCGCCUUUGGAGAAACUCUGCAGCGUAUGCAAGGAAAUUGACUCCUGGCUCUCGGGGGACCAACACAGGAUUGCGGUAUUACAUGCUAGAGGCAACAAAGAUAAGCUGGGCGUCAUCGUGGCGGCUUACAUGCACUAUUCCAGCAUUUGCGGAAACGCGGAACAAGCCCUGGACCGAUUUUCCAUGCGGAGGUUUCUGGACGACAACGUCGGACCUCUGGCGCUUCCUUCAAACAAACGAUAUGUGGACUAUUUCGCGGGUCUGCUAUCGCACAACAUUAAAAUCAACGCCAAUCCUCUAUACCUGACCCACGUUACGGUCCUUGGCGCCCCUUCCUUCCAACGAGGAGGCUGUAGGGCGUUCCUCAAACUGUACCAAGGCCAGACUCCGGUUUACACAUCAGGCGUCUACAACGUAUCAAGUGGCGUAAGCCAGUUUACGGUGAAUGUGGUAGGUGAGCGCCGACGUGGCCUGCAGCUAAGGGGUGACAUCCUGAUAAAGUGCUAUCACCGCGGAGACGUAGGAAGAGAGACGAUAUUCGCAUGCCAAUUUCACACUUGUGCGGUAGCCGAUUACACGCUUAGUUUUACGAGACAAGAGCUCGAUGUCGCCUGCAACGAUUCUCGGUUUCCGGUCGAUGGGGCGGUGGAACUGCACUUUUCGCCAGGACCUGAGGACAGACACCCCGCACCCGCACCCACGCCGGCGGUUCCCUGCACGCAGACCAGCGACGAUCCCAUCACCAGGGCGGACAGCCCCUUCUCCGUGGAGGAGUACGACGAGGAAGGAGACUCAGACUCAGACGACGUCAACCACACGUUUGGGCCUCUAGACGGCAGCAUAUACGCAACCAUCGCCAAAAAGCCGGAGCUGUCUCCAGGCGCCGUUUCCAGUCCGUUGACGGUGUCCAUGGACUCUGGCAUUUCUUCGGCAGGCCACCAGCAGAACGCCAACACAACCGCCUCCGCGAGCCCCCCACUAACCGCCCAACCCUCCCCCUUGACCCCCGAGGACCAGCACCGCGAGCUGGACGAACUCGUCUCGGACAUGAUGUUAACGGUUCAGAGCAUUCCCGACCUGAAACCGGCGCACCAGGACCAGUCCUCCAACAAUUUCGGCCUCGACAAUGUGCGCUACAUAGACGACGAGGAGGACAAGAACAUCCCCUAUCACGCGCGCCAGGACAGCCGCCCCUUCAGCUACGGCGUCAACUCCAACAGCAUGAUCGCCGACUCCAAGGGGCUGUCCAGCCCCAGUCUCGUGCGCAAGGCCAGCGUCAACAAAAGCACGGGGGAUACGCUCAAGAAAGUGCAAACGCAAGUGUAUCCAGACUUCGGGAGCAAGCCAGUGCCGAAUUUCUCAAACCCGCCCUCUAACUACAGCACCUUCUCGAAGUACUCCAGGUCCUACUCGCCCCCGGAGGCGCGGCAGCGGGACCCCAUCGACGAUAUCUUCACCCCCAGUGCGCUCAGUGCCAACCACCCCAUCAAGAGGGAGUUCCGGGAGGAGUACUACAAGGACGAAGUCAAGAGAUACACCCCCUUGAAGCGGAGUAUCACGGAAGGAGCGCUCCGAGGAUACGAUGACUACAAGUCCAGUUCGGCGUAUUCGGACUCGGAGAGUUUAUCGCCUCCAGGGGCAUUCAGGACGAAAUCACCGGAAUUUCACGAGUCCUACACUGGCAAGAACUUGACGUGGCUGCAAAAGCAGCAGCUGAAGCUGAAAGAGCGCCGCGAGCUGCAAUUGCGGGAAGAAAGACAGCCUCACGAAACUCGCCUUUUGAGCGAGCUAAAGCACGUCCAGUCCCGGCACAUGAAGCCGACAGCUAGCCAUCGUCUUGACGGCUACACCAGCGAUACAACGGCUUUCCCCGACGAUGAAGAAGACUACGCAAUCCCUUUGCACAUCAACACCAUGCAAAAGAACAACAACACGCUGUCACGAACAUACAGCGCCGGCAAAUACACCACCAAAACGGAGCGGCCUUUCAUGACCGUCAAGCGGGCCCACGAGAGAUACGCUCAAAAUUCAGAUUCGCCGGCGGCGAUUUUAGCUGCGAACCCCAUGGGGCAGAUAGUGCGGCCUCCUUCAAGAGGGGCCGAGAGUGAUAGCGGGUUGUUGUCUCUAGUCGAGGAGCAGUAUAAACACAGUCCGAGAUUUAACCAAGGGGGUUUGGUGGGUAUUGACGACUCUAGUGUUGAUAGUUCACCAGCAAGGAAUGAUAGCGUUCCCAUAGAUGCACUCAAUGAUCUGAUUGCUAGCUUAUCAAGUGGGUCAGAUAAGUCUAGCAACAGUCCUAAUAACACCACAUCUGCAUGGCAGUAUCGGGAGGAGACACACUCCUGGCGUGUGAACGAUGUUGACACGAGUCCUUCGCACAAUUCGUCGCCAAGGCCGCAAACACCAGCUUUCCCAGUACACGUGCGAACUCCUUAUACGAACCCUUCCACACCGACAGUGCAAUUCGACAUACCUUCCGAACGAUUACCGCCCAAAAGUCCUACAACCCAGCGACGUUUGAGUUGCCCGUCUUCUAAUAAAGUUACAAAGAAGUGGUCGCUUUCUCCUGAAAGAAAGGACCGACCGACUUCUCCGACAGACAUGAUAAACGGCUCUUCAGAAUACACAACACAAAGGAGCGUGUCAGCAACUCCACCAGGAUAUAAAGAGAACUACUCGGAGAACUAUCAGCACAGUCCUAAGAGUCCGACAAGAAACGGGUCAGCCUCCCCGACCGUCUAUUUCGGCAACUCGAGGAGGAGUUCGGUUCAUUCAAACAGCGAACCUCCGCACGAAGUUUCAGCGGCCAAUGUCAAGUUUGUGAGAGACACCUCCAAGUACUGGUACAAGCCCACCAUCUCCCGGGAGGAAGCAAUCAGCAUGUUGCGAGAGCAGCCCCCGGGCACGUUCGUGGUGCGCGACUCGAACUCAUUCCCUGGGGCCUUCGGCAUGGCCCUGAAGGUGGCCACAGUUCCCUCCAACUUCCCGUCAAAGCCCACCCAAGGCGACGAGCUCAUCCGGCACUUCCUCAUCGAGCCGACCUCCCGCGGCGUCAAGUUGAAGGGCUGCCCGUCCGAGCCGGUCUUCAGCUCUUUAUCGGCCUUGGUCUACCAGCAUUCAGUCACUCCACUCGCUCUCCCGUGCCGCCUAAUCCUCCCCGAGGGAGACCUCAAGUACCACGACAGUGCCAACAACCCCGCUCAACAGCUGCUAACGCAAGGUGCCGCCUGCAACGUCUUGUACCUCUUCACCAUGGACAUGGAGUCGCUCACGGGCCCCGAAGCCAUCCGGAAGGCCGUCACACACCUCAUGCAGAAAACGCCCAAAACGGAAUCGGCCGUCGUGCACUUCAAAGUCAACGGACAGGGCAUCACUCUCACGGACAACAAGAGGAAAUUGUUCUUCAGGAGGCACUACGCCAUUAAUUCCAUCUCGCACUGUGGCCUGGACCCGGACGAGAUGCGGUGGACGGUCAGUGCGACUGAAGGGUCAGCGGCCAGUCCAAACCGGAUAUUCGGAUUCAUCGCGCGGAAGCCCAACGUGAGCAACCCCGACAAUCAGUGCCAUUUGUUCGCAGAGCUGGAGCCCGAACAGCCAGCGAUAGCUAUCGUAAAUUUCGUUAAUAAAGUUCUUACGUCAAGUGGCAUCAAGCCCAACAUUGUGUAACUUUACCGAACGCGAGGAGGAGGAAUCACAUCACAUGUAGAGUUAAAUUAUCACAGUAUUUGGAAAAUACUUAAAAGAUUUCGUAAAUGCCGCUAAAUUUCAUUAACUAGUCUUAUUUCAUAAUUUCCUAGACUUAAGUUUUUAUCUUGCAAGUAAUUUAUAUUUAAUGUUGUACAUACAAGUAACACUAAGUGUGCCUGCCUUAUUUUAUUUUUUCAAAUAUAUUUUUUUUAUUAUUUAAGUGAAGUGCUUUAAAUAUUGUGAAUAUUUGCAUGUUCACUAACGAGACACAUUCUACUGGACCUUGUUGGUUUUUGUUAUGAAAAAUUAACAAAAAUUUCCGUCAGUGGGGUACUUUUUAGUUGCUGUGAAUGACAAAUAAUUGUUUCAUUUUUUGUUCAUUUUUCAUUUCGCACUAACAAAGUACUGUAAUCAAAAUAUUAGCAGGGUAAUGAGAUCCUAAAUUGUAAAAAUAUUAUAGACUUUAAUUUAGAAUCCAUGUUUUAACAAAGCUUAUUAAUAACAAUAGUAUUAAAACGGAUAUCGUCAUCUCUGGGUCUUUAAGCAUUUUUAACUACUUUCGGUUAUUGUUGUAAUAGUACAAAGAUAGUUUAACUCAUCAAAAUGUCCUAAUCAAUGCGAGAUAUAUCAAAUGCCAUACUUUAAAGAUAUAACAGAUUGUAUCUAGAAAAGAGAAUAGAUAUACUAAUAAAAAAUCUCUCGUUUA
This is a messenger RNA of Tribolium castaneum (red flour beetle), 5539 nucleotides long. It is a transcript of the gene by, whose product is annotated as blistery. Gene Ontology annotation, cellular component: focal adhesion. Lineage: Eukaryota; Metazoa; Arthropoda; Insecta; Coleoptera; Tenebrionidae. The record is from RefSeq and is a predicted model, not a curated record. Bases 508 to 4812 code for a protein of 1434 amino acids. The transcript has 18 exons. Gene Ontology annotation, molecular function: protein binding.